Molecule: messenger RNA, 1432 nt
Organism: Lates calcarifer (barramundi perch)
Lineage: Eukaryota; Metazoa; Chordata; Actinopteri; Centropomidae
Product: CD209 antigen-like protein E
Exons: 9
Coding region: 196-1035 (279 amino acids)
Source: RefSeq, a predicted model, not a curated record
CUUUCAGUCUGACAGGAAGUUUGUUUUUUAAGACACUGAGACUGAGACUGAUGGUCACUCAGUGGUAAAACAGCAGGUGUUGAUGGAGCGAUGAACGAUGGCGUGAAUCUUAAAAUCCAGGAGAGAAAAAUUAAUCAGUUUCCUCAUCGACUGACACCACUGACACUGAAGUGAGGAUCCUGAGGACUCAGCACAAUGAGUCGUCCACAGGGCUACACAGAAGGUGAAGCUCCUGGUUCCCAACAAACAAAAUCUACCAGAAGGUCAAAGGUCACAUCAGAGAGAGUGGCCCUGCUGGUUCUCUGUGCUCUGAUGGCAGCUGCUGUCAUUGUUAUUUACCGUCUCUCUUUAGAUCAUUUCCAAACCAAGAAAAAUCUUCAAACACUGAGAGAUGAGAAUGAAGCUCUGAAAAGAAACCUCACAGAGAGACUCAGUGAAAAAAAACCACACACCACAGUGCAGCCUGUGUCUUCAAAACCUCCUGAAGUAAAAGAGAGACUCAGUGAAACAAAACCACACACCACAGUGCCCCCUGUUUGCCCAAGACAUCCAGAGGUAAAAAUAAAUGAUUCAUGUCUGAAGUGUGAAACAGGCUGGGAGCAACAUGGAGGACAGUGUUAUUAUUUCUCCACCAGACGUUCAUCUUGGAAAGAGAGCAGAAGCUUCUGCAAACGUCGAGGAGGAGACCUGGUUAAGAUAGACAGCAGAGAGGAGCAGAGUUUCCUGGAGAAAACAGUGAGAAAAAAAAUGGACCAUGAUGAGGACUUGUUCUGGAUCGGACUGACAGACUCAAAGACAGAGGGUGAAUGGUUGUGGGUGGACGACUCACCACUGAACACAAGUCUGAGUUUUUGGAUGACAUGGGAGCCAGACAACUGGACAGUGGAGGAUCCUGAUGGAGAGAACUGUGCAAGGAUAGGGGCGAUAAGAGAUUAUGACCUGAUCCGCUGGUAUGAUAGAUCCUGUAAAGUGAAUCAGAAAUAUAUUUGUGAGAAAGAAGCAGAAACUGGAGAAUAUAUGGUCUCAUGUGUCUGAAAUCCAGUUAAGCCUGAGUUUAACAAUCUGUGACAUGAUGCUGGUUUUGACCUUGCAAACAUUUAAAGAUCUCCUCCAGACAGAUAUUAAAAAUACUUUGAAUAAUAUUUUGUGUCUGAUUUGAACAGAAUCAUUCAGCUUGUUAUUGAUCUUCUUCAGUUGUGCUAAAGCUCACAUGUAAAAUAUUUUAUAAACAAUUUUCUACCAUAAACUUUUCUUUUUAUUUCAUUAUUAUUUUCUUUUUUUUUUAAAUUAAUUACAUUUUUCUUUUUCUUUUUCUUUUUUUGUGUUCUCACUCUCACUCAACAUCUACAGUUUAUAAAUACAACAGAAACUGUGUUUUAACAUCUUUGAUUCAUUUUCUGUUUAAUGAAAAUAAACAGUCCCUGUCUAUUCA